Messenger RNA from Musa acuminata AAA Group (dessert banana), 935 nucleotides. RefSeq lists its product as uncharacterized. Bases 29 to 811 code for a protein of 260 amino acids. The transcript has a single exon. NCBI's taxonomy places the organism in Eukaryota, Viridiplantae, Streptophyta, Magnoliopsida, Zingiberales, Musaceae. The record is from RefSeq and is a predicted model, not a curated record.
UGUUUCCUCACUCCCGUGCGUCGAAUUCAUGUGGGCGCCGUGGGGAAACCGACUCCCACGCGGCGGAGCCACCACCACCGCCACCUCCUCUUUGCCACCGCCUCAGCUUCCGCCGCCCACUUCGUCCAUCAUCCGCUCAUCCUCCUCCCUCAAGGACCUCCUCUCUCUCCUCGACGAGUACGAUGCCCACGACGCAUCCGCAUCCCCGUCCCGUGGUCCGCGGCCCCCACCACCGCCGCCGCCUCCGCCGGUGAUCCACCACGUUCGGUCGGCCUCCUCCGCCCUUCGCUUGUGGUGCUCCCCGCCGGAGGACCCCUUCGGCCUCCCACCGGGUGAGGAAAAGCGGGUCGUCCUCUACUUCACCUCCCUCCGCGCUGUCCGCCAUACCUUCGAGGAUUGCGCCGCCGUCCGGGCGAUCCUAUGCGGCCUACGCGUCGCCGUCGACGAGCGCGACGUCUCCAUGGACGCCGGGUUCCUGCGGGAGCUGAAGGGCGUUCUCGGCGUCCGCCGGUGGCACCUCGGGCUUCCGCAGCUGUUCAUCGGGGGGCGGCACGUCGGCGGGGCCGACGACGUACGGCGUCUCCACGAGGCCGGGGAGCUGAGGCGGUACGUGGAGGGGGCAGCGCAGGCGACUGGAAGGGCGUGCGAGUGGUGCGGCGACGUCCGCUUCGUGCUCUGCAGGAGCUGCAGCGGGUCCCGACGGUGCUACCAUGACAAGGGCGGUGCGGGCGGGGGAUUCCGGACGUGCACCGCCUGCAACGAGAACGGGCUCGUCCGGUGCCGGCGGUGCUGCGACCCUGACGCCGUCUGAUCGCGAUGGGACGGUCGACAAGGGCGUGUUUUCUUCGACCUCGUACGAUUGUUUUCACGGGAGGAAGCGAGAGAGUUAAUAAUAAUACGACCAUAAAAAUUCUCCAACUUCCCCUUUUUUUUUU